GGAAAAACAAAACCGUGAAUAACACGAAAACUCGCAGUUCACAGCGAACUACCGCCACGAAUCUGCGCGUCUGGGUCACAUUUUGCGCGUCCACUCGAUCACCGGGGGCUUUCGCCGCUCUUUGUGGGCUUUCGGGCGAUGUUGUUUAUCUGUAGUAAGGGGGGGCUUGAAACCGCCAUCCCUUGCCCCAUUUCCUCGGUUGUUUUCCUUCUCUCGGAUUCUCCAUGUUGUUGCUGAAAGUGAGGACUUCACCGCGACUGCAGAGGCGGGCUGUUCGGCGGGACCACCUGUAAAUAGAAGCGGCGAGGCCGAGUCGACGUGGAGUCCGAGAACCUCCAGAAAAUAAGAUCCAAGUGCCUUGCCCCCUCCCCAGGCGGCGGACCCACGGAAAAAGAGGAAUAAAGAAGCCCGGAGGUUCGAGUCCUGCGCUCACCGAGAGGACCGACACGGAGGCGGGCGACACGCAAACCUCGGUACUGAAGCGGGCCUGUCAACAGAACCCAAUGAGGGAUGCCCAGUGCGCGGGGGCAGGAUUUGAGGAUUUUGAGGGCUCCGUGAUUGUCAGAUGGAAAGUUCUGUUAUCACCCAAGUGCAGAAAGAAGACGUCCAAGUGUCUCCGAGAACAGGCCAGGUGAGCCGCUCCGCCCUGAAACAGCCGCGCAGCUGUAACAUCUUCAAAGCUCUUUUCUGCUGCCUCCAAGUCCAGGAUGGCCCCAAACCACCACUGCCACCAGCGUCCCAGCAGCCCCUGCUGGAGUCACAGGAGAAUGGGACGGUUGUCAAGCAAUCUGAAGUCAGCCUCCUGCCUCAGGUCAAGACCCAGGACCAAGGGAAGGUCUGCGUGGUCAUAGACCUGGAUGAAACCCUGGUUCACAGUUCAUUCAAGCCCAUUAGCAACGCUGACUUCAUCGUACCCGUGGAGAUAGAGGGGACCACACACCAGGUGUACGUGCUGAAGAGGCCGUACGUGGACGAGUUCCUGCAGAGGAUGGGAGAGAUGUUUGAAUGUGUUUUGUUUACAGCCAGUCUUUCCAAGUAUGCAGACCCAGUGACUGACCUGCUGGAUCAGUGCGGUGUGUUCCGGGCCCGGCUUUUCCGGGAGUCUUGUGUGUUCCACCAAGGUUGUUACGUGAAAGACCUGAGCCGUUUGGGGAGAGACCUCCACAAAACCCUCAUCCUGGACAACUCCCCCGCCUCCUACAUCUUCCACCCGAACAACGCGGUUCCCGUGAUGUCGUGGUUUGAUGACGUGGACGAUGCUGAGCUGCUCCACCUCCUGCCCGUCUUUGAGGAGCUCAGUAGAGCCGACAACGUUUACACCCGGCUGGAUGAGCUCCGAGGACAUUAGCUUGUUAGCGUGUUACGCACAACAUGCGCGCUUAGAAAACACUGACAGCCUCUCGGGCUCAGCUGCAACACUCGAUCACACGAUGAGGCCUUUCGGAUGGACCUCACCGAUGACGAUAAACACAACCACUUUUUUGAAGCACUACACUACAGAAAGGCAGACGCACGACAGGCAAAGCAGUCCCGUCACGCCAGUCUGAUCAUGGCAGUAGGUGUUUGGCCAAAGCAGAUGCCGCCCUCGCUUCACUUCUGGAUAUUGUCUGUUUUGUUACUGUGCCUUCUAAGGAACGACAGAAGAAAUCUGCUCUUUUUUAAUUUCCACCAGAUUUUAUACUGUUGUUGUUUUUUUAUUAUAAAGAAAUCUAUUUUUAAACUGUAAAUGUGGUUCUUCUAUGCAACCCACUUUUCUAAUAACAUGAUUAGUACCUCUAAAGCAGGAAGUUAAGGAUAAUGAUGACAGAUGAUAAUGUUACUGUAGACUUUUAAUGACUUGUACGUGGGCAUCAAGGUUUAAGUGCGUGUUACUUCUUCGUAUUAUAACCUAUAAAACAUGCAAUAUUUGUAUUCAGAUUGAUACAUUUAGUUACAUUGGGUAAACGGCAAACAUUUGGCUAUGGUCCUUUGUAAAUAGAAACACUGGAUUUGAUGGCACAUAGGACGACCAUAAACAUUAGUUUAAGUAAGGAAAAAAGAAAAGUGUUUGUCUUCUCUGUUUUUGUGCGACAACUUGCACUUGUUCGAUAUUGACAGUGCUGAAAGUAAAAGACCCUGUGCCUUUUGGAUUUGGGACAGGACAGUGUUCAGCCUGACAGAGAUUUGGAGGCAGCGCUCCAGAUCAGGGCUGAUGCCACGGGCUCUGGUACUUAUUACAGGUCAACACUUGAACAUGUCGACGCUGAUGUUUUUCCAUGCGUAAGUGUUUUUCUUUUCUUAUUUAUUGGCUACAAUCUUGUAACAGUUCUUACUGCUUAUUUUCUGGUUCGUUUAGCCUCCGUUGAGGCUGGCCUUGUGCUCAUCUGUGCCUCGAACGUGGAGCUGUCCAUGUCAACGGACAAACUACAGUCAAUGAAAUCUGGGAGUUUUUCUUGUCUUUUUCAUUUAGUACAACCUUUUUUGUGGGGUUUGUUUCUUUGGUAGGACGUUUUUUUUCUGUUGCAUGUUGAUGAGAAAAUAUGACAAAGAAAGGGUGUGAUGACCAAAAGUAUUUAAGUUGUAAAUGUUUUUGCAUAUCGUUGAAAAGCCUCCAACUCAUUUUGUAUAUUAGUUCUGACCAAAACGAUAAAAAGGUGCUACCAGUUUUCAUCUUGAAAUAAAGUUUGGGUAUAUUUUACAAA
Molecule: messenger RNA, 2681 nt
Organism: Nematolebias whitei (Rio pearlfish)
Lineage: Eukaryota; Metazoa; Chordata; Actinopteri; Cyprinodontiformes; Rivulidae
Gene: ctdsp2
Product: CTD (carboxy-terminal domain, RNA polymerase II, polypeptide A) small phosphatase 2
Exons: 7
Coding region: 566-1348 (260 amino acids)
Molecular function (GO): RNA polymerase II CTD heptapeptide repeat phosphatase activity
Source: RefSeq, a predicted model, not a curated record